ACCUUUAAAUACCAUUGUCGUCUGAAAUCACACAUGAGAACACACACUGGAGAAAAACCUUUCUCUUGUUCAAUCUGUGGUAAAGGUUUUACAGUAGGUCAUAGUUUGAAAGUACACAUGAGAACACACACUUGUGAAAAACGUUUUUCCUGUUCAACCUGUGGUAAAGGUUUUACACAAAGUCAGAGUUUGAAAAUACAUAUUAGAACACACACUAGAGAAAAACCUUUUUCUUGUUCACUCUGUAGUAAAGGUUUUACACAAAGUAUCAAUUUGAAGGUACACAUGAGAACACACACCAGUGAAAAACCUUUUUCCUGUUCAAUCUGUGGUAAAGGUUUUAGAGAAAGUCAACAAUUGAAAAGACACAUGAGAACACACACUGGUGAAAAACCUUUUUCAUGUUCAAACUGCGGUAAACAUUUUACUCAGAGGCCAGAUUUAAAAGUACACAUGAGAACACACACUGGAGAAAAACCUUUUUCAUGUUCUAUCUGUGGUAAAGAUUUUACUCAGAGGCCACAUUUGAAAGUACACAUGAGAACACACACUGGAGAAAAACCUUUUUCAUGUUCAAUCUGCGGUAAAGAUUUUACUCGAAGGGAAAAUUUCAAAAAGCACAUGAGAAUACACACUGGAGAAAAACCUUUUCCUGUUCAAUCUGCAGUAAAUAUUUUGCGCAACGGCACUAUUUGAAAGAACACGUGAGAACACACACUGGAGAAAAACCUUUUACAUGUUCAGUAUGUUGUAAAAGUUUUUUACAAAGUCAGCAUUUGAAAAGACACAUGAGAAGACACCCAGGAGAGAAAGUGUUGAGUUGCAGUGUGUGUGGUGA
Molecule: messenger RNA, 838 nt
Organism: Nerophis ophidion (straightnose pipefish)
Lineage: Eukaryota; Metazoa; Chordata; Actinopteri; Syngnathiformes; Syngnathidae
Product: gastrula zinc finger protein XlCGF8.2DB-like
Exons: 1
Coding region: 34-696 (220 amino acids)
Biological process (GO): regulation of transcription by RNA polymerase II
Cellular component (GO): nucleus
Molecular function (GO): RNA polymerase II transcription regulatory region sequence-specific DNA binding; DNA-binding transcription factor activity, RNA polymerase II-specific
Source: RefSeq, a predicted model, not a curated record